AUGGGCAGCAGGAGCUGGAACUGGGCUCUGGUCUGGGCCUCUGUGGCCUUGUUCACGGUAUGGCCAGCAGAGAGCCAGAGCCAGGUCGAAGAACUGAGCUCAGAACACCCAGAACUCACAGGAGAUGGUCAGAAAGUGUACAGUGCUCCCACAUCCUCGUCCACCUGGCACGUCACCUUCAUCCCGCCCAUGACUGUCUUCCCGACCAUGAGCCCCGCAAACCUGGCGCACAACGGGAGGGUGUGCAGCACAUGGGGUGACUUCCACUACAAGACCUUCGACGGUGACAUGUUCCACUUCCCCGGCCUCUGUAACUAUGUCUUCUCUUCACACUGUGGGGCCACCUAUGAGGACUUCAACAUCCAACUGCGUCGUGGUCUUGAGGGCUCCAGGCCUGUGGUCACUCAUGUGGUCCUCAGGGCCCAGGGGCUGGUGAUUGAGCUGGCCAAUGGCUCUGUCCUGGUGGACGGACAGCAGGUGGAGCUGCCCUACAGCCGUGCAGGUCUUCUGAUGGAGAAGACCGGUGGGUAUGUGAAGCUCAGCAUCCGGCUAGUCCUCACCUUCCUAUGGAAUGAAGACAGUGCUCUGCUGGAGCUGGACUCUAAAUAUACUAACCAGACGUGUGGGCUUUGCGGUGACUUCAAUGGGCUCCCAGGUGUCAACGAGUUCUACGCCCACAACACCAGGCUGACCCCUGUACAGUUUGGAAACCUGCAGAAGCUGGAUGGUCCUACUGAGCAGUGCCAGGACACCCUGCCCUCAGCGGUCAGCAAUUGCACAGAUAGGGAGGACAUCUGCCGCCGCAUCCUGCUUGGCCCUGCCUUUGCCGAGUGCAUUGCCCUGGUAGAUGUCAACAUGUACUUGGAUGCCUGUGUCCAGGAUCUGUGCCGCUGCCCCACAUGCCCAUGCGCCACUUUUGCUGAAUAUUCCCGCCAGUGUGCCCAUGCAGGAGGCCAUCCGCAGAACUGGAGGAGUCCUGAUCUCUGCAACUGGACAUGCCCCUUCAACAUGGAACACCAGGAGUGCAGCUCGCCCUGUGUGGAUACCUGCUCCAACCCCCAACGCUCUCAACUCUGCGAGGAUCACUGCAUGGAUGGCUGCUUCUGUCCCCCAGGCACUGUGCUGGAUGACAUCAGACACUUGGGCUGCCUGCCCCUGGAGCAGUGCCAUUGCACCCGUGGUGGGCACACGUAUGCCCCUGGAGAGUCCUUCAACACCAGUUGCAGCUCCUGCACCUGCUCUGGGGGGUUGUGGCAGUGCCAGGACCUGCCGUGCCCCGGCACCUGCUCUGUGCAAGGUGGGUCCCAUGUCUUCACCUAUGACGAGAAACUCUACAAUGUGCACGGGGACUGCAGCUACGUCCUGUCCAAGAAAUGUGCAGAUAGCGGCUUCACUGUGCUAGUCGAUCUGCGAAAGUGUGGACUGACAGACACUGAGAACUGCCUCAAAGCGGUUACACUCAACCUCAAUAGUGGGGACAUGGUCAUCCGGAUCCAGGCCAACGGUGCUGUGUUCCUGAACUCCAUCUUUACUCAGCUUCCCAUGUCAGCAGCCAAUGUCACCAUCUUCAGUCCAUCAUCCUUCUUCAUUGUGGUGCAGACUGGCAUGGGACUGCAGCUGCAGGUGCAGCUGGUGCCCGUCAUGCAGGUGUUUGUCAGGCUGGACCCCUCCUACCAUGGCCAGAUGUGUGGCCUGUGUGGUAACUUCAACCAGAACCAGGCUGAUGACUUCACAGCCCUCAGUGGGGUAGUGGAGGGCACAGGAGCCGCCUUCUCCAACACCUGGAAGACUCAAGCCUCCUGCCCCAAUUCCAAGAACACCUUUGAGGACCCUUGUUCGUACAGCGUGGAGACAGAGAACUAUGCCCAGAAGUGGUGUUCCAUGCUCACUGAAAGCUCAGGAGUCUUCUCGGCCUGCCAUGCCACCGUCAGCCCGGUGCCCUUCUACUCGAACUGCAUGUUUGACACGUGCAACUGUGAAAACAGUGAGGACUGCAUGUGUGCCGCCCUGUCCUCCUAUGUGCAUGCCUGUGCCGCCAAAGGCGUGCUGCUCAGUGGCUGGAGAGACAAUGUCUGCUUCAAGUACAUGAACAACUGUCCCAAAACCAAGAGCUACUCCUAUGCAGUGAGCACUUGCGAGCCUACCUGCCGCUCUCUGAGUGAAGCUGACGUCACCUGUGGUGUCUCCUUUGUGCCCGUGGAUGGCUGCACCUGCCCUGAAGGCACCUUCCUGAAUGACAAGGGUCACUGUGUGCGUGAUGAGGAGUGUCCCUGCUUCUUCCAUGGAACUGUGGUGGCCGCCAGAGAGUUCAUUAUGGACAAUGGGGUGGUGUGUUCAUGUGAAAAGGGGAAGCUGACCUGUCUUGGAGCCCUGAUGCAGAAGAACACAGAGUGCCAGGCACCUAUGGUAUAUCUGGACUGUAACAAUGCCUCAGUUGGUGACCAAGGAUCUGAAUGCCUCAGAAGCUGCCAAACACUGGAUGUGGAAUGUUUCAGCACACACUGCGUCUCUGGCUGUGUGUGUCCCUCAGGGCUAGUAGCAGACGGGAAUGGGGGCUGCAUUGCUGAGGAGGACUGCCCCUGCGUACACAAUGAGGCCACCUAUAGACCUGGGGAGAGCAUCCGGGUAGACUGCAAUAACUGUACCUGCAGGAACCGCCGGUGGGAGUGCACCAACCAACCUUGUAUGGGUGCAUGUGUGGGCUAUGGGGAUGGCCAUUUUGUUACCUUUGAUGGUGAACGCUACAUCUUUGAAGGCAGCUGCGAGUAUACCUUGGCUCAGGACUACUGCAGAGGCAACACCAGUACUGAUGGGACCUUUCGUAUUAUCACUGAGAAUGUCCCUUGUGGGACCACAGGAACCACAUGUUCCAAGACCAUCAAGAUCUUUGUGGAGAGCUACGAGCUGAUUCUUCAUGAGGGGAACUUCAAGGUGGUAGAGAGAGGGCCAAGUGGGGACCCUCCAUACAAGAUCAGAUACAUGGGCAUUUUUCUGGUCAUUGAGAUCCGCAGUGGGAUAGUCGUGUCCUGGGACAGGAAGACCAGUGUGUUUGUCCGACUGCAGCAGCAUUACAAGGGCAGGGUCUGUGGCUUGUGUGGGAACUUUGACGACAAUGCCAUCAAUGACUUCACCACACGCAGCCAGUCUGUGGUGAGUGAUGUUCUGGAGUUUGGAAACAGCUGGAAGUUCUCCCCAUCCUGCCCAGAUGCCCCAGUUCCCAAGGACCCCUGCACUGCCAACCCUUACCGCAAGUCCUGGGCCCAGAAAAAGUGCAGCAUCAUCAACAGCGCGACCUUUGCAGCCUGCCACUCCCAGGUUGACUCUACCAAGUACUACGAAGCUUGUGUGCAUGAUGUGUGUGCCUGUGACUCAGGGGGUGACUGCGAGUGUUUCUGCACUGCUGUGGCUGCCUAUGCCCAGGCCUGCCGUGAUGUGGGCGUGUGCUUGUCCUGGAGGACACCAGACAUCUGCCCUCUUUUCUGUGACUACUACAACCCUCAUGGGGAGUGUGAGUGGCAUUACCAGCCCUGUGGAGCCCCCUGUCUGAAGACCUGUCGAAACCCUGCUGGACGCUGCCUUGUUGACCUGCCAGGCCUGGAAGGCUGCUACCCACAAUGCCCACCCAGUCAGCCUUUCUUCAAUGAGGACCAGAUGAAGUGUGUGGCCCAGUGUGGAUGCUAUGAUGAUGAUGGAAACUACCACGAUAUUGGCACACAGGUCCCUACAGCAGAGAACUGCCAGAGUUGUCUCUGCACCCCUGAUGGCCUCAAGUGUGUUCACAACCUUACAGCCUGCAUAUGCACCUAUGAGGGCCAUACCUACCACUACGAUGAUGUUGUCUACAACACCACGGAUGGCCUUGGUGCAUGCUUAGUGGCCAUCUGCAAAGACAAUGGGACAAUCAUACGCACAACAGAAGAGUGCCCUGCAGUCUUGUCUACCACACCGUUCACAUUCACCAAUACUUUGGCACCCCAUACCACAACAGGCUCAGCUCCCACUGCAUCCACUGUGUCCACGGUGUGUGUCCGCGAGGUCUGCCGCUGGUCCAUUUGGUAUGAUGAAAGCCAUCCAGAGCCUGGCAUGACAGGUGGGGACUUUGAAACAUUUGAGAACCUGAGGCAGAAAGGGUACCAGGUGUGUCAAAGCCCUGCUGCCAUUGAGUGCCGUGCUGAGAAGUUCCCCAGCAUGGACUUACAGAAGCUGGGACAGAAGGUGAACUGUGACCCAUCCUGGGGGCUGAAAUGUCUUAACAGUGAGCAGAGUCCGCCACUCUGCUACAAUUACGAGCUGAGGGUUCUGUGCUGUGAUUACGUGCCCUGUAGUUCCACCCUGACGUCAGGCGCAAGCACCACUCACUCCCGACCAGAGAUCAGCAGAGAGUCCUCUUGGCCCACUCACAGUACUCAGAGGCCCACUCAGAGUACUCAGACAGCAUCCUCAGUGUCCAAGUCCACACCCUUGUGGACCACAGAAGGGAAAGAGACAUCUCUGGAUACAAUUCACAGCUCAAGACAAACAGUGACGUUCACCUCAAAAAGAAAGGCCACUUCACAUCUUAUUGGGUCCACAAACUCAGCCAGCAGCCUUGUCACAUCCAGCGCAACAUCAGUAUUCAACUCACAGACAGGGUCCACUUCAAGAGCCAGCACGGUCACACAGAUAAUCAGCAGCCCUGUGAUGUGCCGCAACAGGGACCAGAAAGGUGAUUUUGGGAUGUGCUACAACUACAUGAUCCGGGUGCUGUGCUGCAGUGUGAGCCAUUGCCAGGGAGUGACCACCACUGCGGGCUCACCCCCGACACCACAAACAGCCACCACUGCCAGUUCCAGGUCAAUCACACAUACUUCCUGGCCUGUGUCCAGCAUAUCCACCAUCACCAGCACCACAGAAUCUAUUUCAUCCCCUGGAAAAACCACCGUCCUCACCAUGGCUUCUUCCACAGCCACAACCACCCCCAGGGAGACUCAAACCUCAUCAUGGCUAUCCACUGGUCUCUCCCCAGCCCUUACAACUACAAGGACCACUUCCACAGGCUGUAAGUUUCAAUGCACCUGGACAGAUUGGCUGGACAGUGACAAACCUCAACCUGGCCAGUUUGGGGGAGAUAUUGAGACCUACUAUCAUAUUAGAAACAAGACAGGUAUCCAGGUAUGCAAGAAACCUGUGGACAUUGAAUGUGAAGCCAUCCUCUUCCCCAACAUGUCCUUCCAGCAGCUGGGCCAGGAGGUGGUGUGUAAUGUGGACUUUGGACUCAUCUGCAGGAAUAGCAAGCAGGCCAACAACCAAACCUGUUUCAACUACCAUAUCCGUGUGCUCUGCUGUGAGGAAGACAUGAGCUGUUUGAGCACAACGGGAGCACUGUCCACCACCUUCAGUCCAGUGACCGAAUCCCCUCAUACAGCAGCACCGCUGUUGUCCACUUCCACAGCAGCACCUGGAUCUCCCAGUACAGUCUCCAUAUCCACAAACAAGAGGCCAUCGGAGGAGCCAAUGGCCUCAACUUCACACACAACACUAAGGAGAAUCUCUUUCCCUAGGACAGACAGGGUUGUCUCCAUUGGCACAACUGGGACUACUGAGAGAUUGUCUGUCUCUAGUUUGUCAACAAGUUCAGCCUCUCCAACUACCUUCCUCCAAACGUCAAAAGAGCAACACUCAGGUAAACCAAACACAACUUCAUGGACAGCUUCCUCCAGCACUCCCAGCACUGCCAAGCUGACAACGUCCACUGGCAUCUCCACAGGGUUCUCUAGGACCAUAACCACACUCUGGAGUAGCUUGGCCCCUAGCACCCCAACCACACCUACCAGAUCCACUGAACCCAACUCUACCUUGAUGACAACAAAGAACCCUCCAACACUGAUCACAAGUCACACAUCCAACAGUCACACUAGAACCCAUAUCACCACAGCAACAAGCUUCUCAAAAACUCCACCUGGCUCUAGCUACACGGCCACUACUGUUACAUCCUCUACCAGGAGCACCCCACAUGUUUCAAGUGUCACGGAAAGUAGCAGCCCAGGAACGGUCUCCUCUAUCCAUACAACACUCACCACCAUGCCUAAAACAUUACAGCCAUCGACACCUGCUUUGACAACAAAGCAAACUUCCUCUACUGGAAUCUGGACCAGAAUACUUACUGGUACAGCUGGCACUACCUUUUCAAAACUUCCACCCACAAGCCUAACUACAGUCAUAGAAGAGCUGUCUACCAGUACACCAAGGAUACAGACGCUACCAGAAACCAUGACUACUGCCAGCACCAGCCAGGGCACAACCUACUGCCAGCCCAAGUGUACAUGGACAGAAUGGUUUGAUGUAGACUCACCAACCUCAGGGGUAAUAAGAGGAGACAUAGAGACCUAUGAAAACAUCAGAGCUUCUGGUAAGAAAAUGUGCCAGGCACCAGAAAAGAUUGAGUGCCGGGCAGAGAACUAUCCUGCAGUCAGCAUUGAUAAGGUUGGCCAAGUAGUAAGCUGCAGCCUGGAGACAGGGUUAGUCUGCAAAAAUGAGGACCAGACAGAUGAUUUCAAAAUGUGCUUCAACUAUAAUAUACGUGUGCUUUGCUGUGAUGACUAUAGCCAUUGCCCUAGCACAACGGCUGUUCCACAAACAUCUACCACAAACAAGCCUAAAGCAAGUAAUGAGGUCCCCACUAUGGCCACCAGUUCAUCAACAAGACAAAGACACUCCAUCAAAGCUACCACACCUUCAAAGACUUCAGACAGCCCGAUGACCACUGUUAUCCGUACAGGAUCCAUACCUUCCACACACUCAGUCAGUAGCCCUGUGACCUCUACCACCUGCCAACCCCAAUGUCAGUGGACAGGGUGGCUUGACACAGACUACCCCACUACCCUCAGGAACACUUCAGCUACUUCCACACCCACCAGUACUUCCAAAGAGAAUCAGUCCUCCUCUCUGGCAAGUACUAGGACUACGGUCAUCUCUACUCCACUCUCCAGUUCCACGGGCUGCAAACCUCAAUGUACCUGGUCAGAUUGGCUGGACCAUAGUUCACCCAUCCCUGGGAGUUCUGGAGGGGAAUUUGAGACCUAUGCCAACAUUAGAGCAGCUGGAAUUGCUAUAUGUGAAAAGCCCAUGGACUUAGAAUGUGAUGUUGUUGACCAGCCCCAUGUGCCUCAGCAGGGGUCGAAUCAGGUGAUCAACUGCAGUGUGAACUUUGGUCUGGUGUGCAGGAACCUGGACCAGCCGGGGCCCUUUAGUGUAUGCCUCAACUACCGCAUCCGUGUGCUUUGCUGUGAUGACUAUAGUCACUGCCCUAGUACCUUUUCCAGCACCAGAACGUCAGCACUACCCUGGUCUAUCCACACUCCUCUGAUCCCUUUCACAACCACAGUGGCUUCAAGCACUGAGUCCACCUUUCAGACCAAGCAUCCCUUCAGCUCCCCAGUGCCAAGUACCCAAGCAUCCACAUGGACCACACUUACUGACUCGGGCUGUGCACCUCGAUGCACAUGGACAGACUGGUUUGAUGCAGACUUCCCUAACCCUGGCCCCAGAGGCGGGGACUUUGAGGUCUAUGCAGUGCUACGUGAGGUUGGAUUUGUGUUCUGUGAGCAGCCCAAGGACAUCCAGUGCCGCUCUGAGAAGGAGCCAGACAGGCCCCUGGAAACUCUAGAGCAGGUGGUCCAGUGUGAUGUGCGAUUUGGGCUGAUAUGCAAGAAUAUCAACCAAUCGGGGCCUUUGCAAUAUUGUGACAACUACCAUGUGCGCCUCCUCUGCUGUGACAACACCACACACUGCACCACCCCACCCAUGGCCACCCCCUCCACUCUUCCUUCUACCUCUACCCUGUUGUCCACUCACACUUCCCCAAUCUCGAACACCAUGACCUCUCCCCCUGUGGCCACGAGCUCCACUGUGCCCCACUCCUCUUCCCUAGAGCCCACUCCCACCUCUCCAGUUCUGACCACCGCAACUUCACCUGGAGCCACGGGCCCUACUGCGGCCCCCUCCUCCACCACAGAGACCACCCACACCCCUGAACUUUCCCCCAGCAGUCAGGUGGCCUUCAGCAUGUCUACUGUUUCUCCCUUGGGCCUCAGUACCGUUAGGUCUACUGUCUUUUCCAGUCAAUCAGUUUCCCCGUCACCCUGUUUCUGCCAGGCAUUUGGACAGCUCUUCUUACCUGGAGAUGUCAUUUACAAUAAGACGGAUGGAGCUGGCUGCCAAUUCUACGCCACCUGCAACCAAAACUGUGAGCUUGACCGCUUCCAGGGUGCCUGUCCCUCCUCUUCACCUCCAGUGCCCUCUACCCAUGUGCCUUUGUCUACCCCACUUCCUGGCUGUGAUAAUGCCAGCCCUCCCCGGCAGGUGAAUGAGUCCUGGACCCUGGAGAACUGCACAGUGGCUAGGUGCCAGGGAAAUAACCAAAUCAUCCUCGAAGAGCCAGAGCCUGUGGACAAUGUCACCUGUGUCAACAAGCACUUGCCCAUCAAAGUGUGGGACCAGGAGCCUUGCCACUUCCACUUUGAGUGUGAAUGCUUCUGCAGUGGAUGGGGGCAGUCACACUACCUGACAUUUGAUGGCACCUCCUAUACUUUCCUGGACAACUGUACCUCGGUGCUCAUGAGAGAGAUCCAUCCUCGCCAUGGCAACCUGAGCAUCCUUGCUCACAGCUACUACUGUGGGGCUACCACCAAUGCCACCUUCUGUCCCCGUGCCCUCAGUGUGAACUACAACUCUAUGGAGAUUGUCCUCACCAUCACCACCACUGGCAGUGGGAAGAAGGAGAGCCUGGUCAUAUGGGACCAAAUGUUGAUAAGCUCAGGCUACACUAAGAAUGGUGUGACAGUGUCCUUGAGCGGCACCACCACAAUGAGUGUUAACAUUUCCACCAUUGGCACCAGCAUCACCUUUGAUGGACACAUCUUCCAGAUAUGGUUACCCUACAGAUACUUCAGCAACAAUACUGAGGGCCAGUGUGGUACCUGCACCAAUAGCCAGACAGAUGAUUGCCGCCGGCCAGAUGGCACCAUAGCUUCCAACUGCCAGGACAUGGCCAAAGACUGGCUGGUUCCCAGGAACAGCAACAACAGCUGCUUAGCUCAGCCUAGCCCUCCCCCAAGCACCACUUCCCAGCCCCCAGUAUCCAGCACAUCCACCUCUACCCCAUGUCCCACUGCACCCCUCUGUGAGCUGAUGCUGAGCCAGGUCUUCGCUGAGUGCCACAGGUUCAUCCCUCCAGAUACCUUCUUCAGUUCCUGUGUCAAUGACCACUGCAAUGCCAAUGUCACUGACAUGCUCUGUCAAAGCCUGGAGGCCUAUGCAACACUCUGCCGGGCCCGGGGUGUGUGCAUCAACUGGCGCAAUGCCACUGAAGGGCUAUGUGACCUCUCCUGUCCACCCACUAAGGAAUACAGGCCUUGUGGACCCCUGCAUCCAGCAUCCUGCAGCUCCAGGACCCUGAGUGUUUCAACUGAGAUGCAGGCAGAGGGCUGCUUCUGCCCUGAGAAUCAGCUCCUCUUCAACUCCCGCAUGGACAUCUGUGUGCAGGAGUGUCCCUGCGUGGGACCAGAUGGACUACCCAAGUUUCCGGGAGAACACUGGAUCAGCAACUGCCAGUCCUGCGUGUGUGACCCCAGCGCUGUGUCAGUACAGUGUGAGCCAGUGCAGUGUGAGAGCCAGGAGCUCCCACAGUGCACAAAACCUGGCUUUGUGACUAUGACCAGGCCCAAGGCUGACAAUCCAUGCUGCUCCGAGACAGUCUGUGUCUGCAAUACAACCACCUGCCCCAAGAGUCUGUCCAAGUGUGAGCCAGGGCACGAGCUGAUCCGCAUCUACGAGGAGGGCAGCUGCUGCCCCAACUCCAUCUGCAGACCCAUGAUGUGCACACACAAUGACACCCUCUAUGGGGUUGGUGCAAACUUCCCAGGGGAUGUUCCCUGCCAAACAUGCACCUGCUUCUCUGUGGGCAAUCAAGAACCAAAAGUAGAGUGUAGAGAGAUCCUUUGUACCACCUUCUGCCCCCAGGGCUUCAAGUACACACUGGUGCCGGGGCAGUGCUGUGGGGAGUGUGUACAGGAUGCCUGCUUCACACCAGAGGGCCAGACAGUGCAGCCCCAUGAAACCUGGGUGAACAGCCAUGUUGACAACUGCACAGUAUACCUCUGUAAGGCCGAGAAUGGAAUCCAUGUACUGACUCCACUCCCCAUGUCCUGCCCUGAUGUGUCCAACUGUAGGGGAACCCUAAGGAAAAUAGGUUGCUGUUACUCCUGUGAAAAAGAAGACUCAAGUACAUGUCAAGUGCGUGUAAGCACAACCAUCCUGCGGCAUAAGGGCUGUGAAACAGAGAUGGCAGUCAAUGUCACCUUCUGUGAGGGUUCCUGCUCUGGAACGUCCAAGUACUCCUUGGAGGCCCAGGCCAUGGAGCAUCAGUGCACCUGCUGUCAGGAGAGCAAGGUCCAUGACGUAGCUGUGGCCAUGCAGUGUCCCAACGGUACAGUCAUCCAGCACACCUAUACCCACGUCGAUGAGUGCAGCUGUGCCCUGGCCUGCAGUUCCCUGCCCAUGGCAUCCAUGAACACUCCCUAA
Molecule: messenger RNA, 10560 nt
Organism: Microtus ochrogaster (prairie vole)
Lineage: Eukaryota; Metazoa; Chordata; Mammalia; Rodentia; Cricetidae
Gene: Muc5b
Product: mucin 5B, oligomeric mucus/gel-forming
Exons: 52
Coding region: 1-10560 (3519 amino acids)
Cellular component (GO): extracellular matrix
Molecular function (GO): protein binding
Source: RefSeq, a predicted model, not a curated record